CCAAUAUUGUUGUAGUUUUCAUGUUGUGGUGGUGUUACAACAAACAACAAACUUUGUUAUUAAUAGGACAUGCUACAAGUCGAUUUGGUGACCAAGCUUGGAACUUUGUAGUUCCACUUGUUCUUGUUGUUGUUUCAAAAGGAGCACUUUGGGUUGCUUCGUUCUAUGCAAUUUGUGGUAGGCUCAUCACGUUGGCUUUCGGUUCAAGACUGGGUGUCUACAUAGACUCUCACGAAAGAAUCCAAGUUAUUCGAAUUGGCGCAUUGACUUCUGUUUGUUCUGUUACACUGCUUACUAGCCUGUUCUCAUUGUUCUUGAAGAAUAUCGGUGUCUCUGCUUGUUUUCAAGGUAAUUUAAUGGACUGGUUAUUUCAGCAACACUGUUCUUGGGAAGCCAAGAGCUUAUUUAUCUUGCUAUCGAUCGUUGGAAGUGGUGAGGUUAUUGGCGCCUUUCUUACCAGGGUUUCUGUGGAGCGUGAUUGGAUAAUAGAAAUAGUUGAUUCGGAGAACCUGGCAAAUUUCAAUGCCCUUUUGAGAAGAAUCGACCUCCUGUCUGAAAUAUCAGCACCUAUACUUGUUGGCUGGUUUGUAACCACGAGUAAUAUUUCCUCAGCUAUUUACUCUAUUCUAUGCGUUGGUGGUUUCAACGUUAUUAGUUUUCUCAUGGAAUAUGGAAUGUUGCGGUGGAUUAAUUCUCUUGAUAACUGGUAUACCAGCUCAGUAACCACUCAAGAAAUGUCUGUCGAAGGCGUUGUAGAUAAUGAACAACAACAAAGCGAUCUCGAUGACCGAGUAGCAUCCAGCUUUUCAAUAUUCAUUCGACAUCCGUUGAAUUUAGUUUUGUUAGCUUAUGGUUGUUUAUGGUUUAAUGCGACAUCACCUCAUGGCAUUUUAUUAACUUCUUAUUUAGCUGAAGAACAAGUCUCUCAUUAUGUACUGGGUAUUUUUCGUGCUAGUGGUGCCAUUUUUGGAUUCCUUGGAACACUUGUCUUUCCUUGGUUAGAGAAAAUCUGGGGACUACAAAUGACUUGUCUGGUAUCUAUCCUUUUGGAAACCAUCACGUUGAUAUCUUCUUGUAUCUUUAUUUGGUCGAGUGUAGUUGGAUGGAGUUUGUUUGUUUCUUUGGCCUUGAUUGUCCUAUCUAGGGUUGGCUUAUAUAGCUACGAAUUGGGAGAAUCUCUCUAUUUACAAAGAUACACCGAUACAACUGAAAGGGGCAGAAUGGGAGCAGCAGAAGGAGUACUUACCAAUGCAGCAUACUUGGGACUAAUUGCAGCAGGACUCGUACUAAAUGCACCUCAACAAUUUCUCUAUCUAUGGAUAGCUUCUGCUACGUUUGCUGCAUUAGGAAGUCUUUUAUUUAUCAUUUGGUGUACUUUGUUUGUUGAAGACAAUCAUUAUCAUGGGGAUCCUUCGGCAAUGAAACAUUCACAUACUCCUUAUCAACAACAACAACUAGAUGAAGAGGGUCAUGGAUGGCAUAUACAUCUGCAUAAAAGAUAAAAAGUUAUCAAGAAUGGGAUUUUUUGGGUUUGUCUGAUAGCCGAGGUUUGAUUCCUCUUUUUGCUGCAAACAGUAAAGAUGAGUAACGACUUGUCUUGAGGUAGGAUAGAGCCGCCAUUGCUUCUCUUUCUGCUUUGGAAAGAUUGAGUAAAGUGUUAUUCUCUUUU
Molecule: messenger RNA, 1669 nt
Organism: Galdieria sulphuraria
Lineage: Eukaryota; Rhodophyta; Bangiophyceae; Galdieriales; Galdieriaceae
Product: ferroportin 1
Exons: 1
Coding region: 21-1502 (493 amino acids)
Biological process (GO): iron ion transmembrane transport
Cellular component (GO): membrane
Molecular function (GO): iron ion transmembrane transporter activity
Source: RefSeq, a predicted model, not a curated record